UGGCAAAGGUACCGGACAUGACAUAGGAUUCCACACUACUGUACACAGAGAGUGUCUUAUGUGAGCAGCUGAGCAGUGCACGAACGAUUAGGAAUCGUCUGUCUGUGCACCGAUCAGACAGUGUCCAGACGGACUGUACCCCUCAACAGCUGCCCUGAUGUGGCUGUUUCUUCUCGCGGCACUGCUUCCCGCCGUGCGCUCUGCGUACGAGGUGGACCCACAGAAGCUUGCAGGCCUGGCGAAAGCUAAAGUUGAGACAUGUGGCGGAUGACAGCUGAAUCGGCUGAGGGAGGUCAAGGCCUUUGUGACCCAGGACAUCCCUCUUUACCAUAACCUGGUGAUGAAGCACAUCCCUGGGGCCGACCCUGAGCUCGUCCUCCUCGACCACUACUACAAAGAACUGGACCGCAUCCCCCUGUCCGACAUGAGCCGCGUGGAGAUCAACGAUCUGCUGUCCACGCUAGGGUUCUACAAGAAGGCUCAGGAGGAGGACGAGGUGCCGGAGGAGUUCCGCUUCUCCCCGGCCAAGAGCAGCCCCUUCCCCGAGGACCAAGCCCCACCCACCGAGGCCCCCGCCCCCGACCACAACGAUUUAUAAUUCCCAUCAAACUCCACUCCUAUCCAAGACCACUCUUGAGAAACCCACCACCCAUCUCCAAUACCCACUGUAGAGCCCUCAGAUACUGCCCCCCUGCUCCCCUGACACCCAACACCACGAUUUAUAAUUCCCAUUCAACUCCACUCCCAUCCAAGACCAGACACCCACUCAACUCAUCUCCAAUCCCACUCAGUUCAUCUUCUCCAAGAUGCCCAUCC
This is a messenger RNA of Engraulis encrasicolus (European anchovy), 816 nucleotides long. It is a transcript of the gene selenom, whose product is annotated as selenoprotein M. NCBI's taxonomy places the organism in Eukaryota, Metazoa, Chordata, Actinopteri, Clupeiformes, Engraulidae. Gene Ontology annotation, molecular function: oxidoreductase activity. The transcript has 5 exons. Gene Ontology annotation, cellular component: endoplasmic reticulum lumen. The record is from RefSeq and is a predicted model, not a curated record.